This is a messenger RNA of Batrachochytrium dendrobatidis JAM81, 1422 nucleotides long. RefSeq lists its product as uncharacterized. Gene Ontology annotation, cellular component: nucleus; nuclear chromosome. Gene Ontology annotation, molecular function: transcription coregulator activity. The transcript has 6 exons. The record is from RefSeq and is a predicted model, not a curated record. Gene Ontology annotation, biological process: positive regulation of pseudohyphal growth by positive regulation of transcription from RNA polymerase II promoter; chromatin remodeling. Bases 1 to 1422 code for a protein of 473 amino acids. NCBI's taxonomy places the organism in Eukaryota, Fungi, Chytridiomycota, Chytridiomycetes, Rhizophydiales.
AUGCAACCACCACAGCAACAAAUGCAUCCACAAUUACAGCUUCAAUACCAACAGCAGCAAAUGUAUCAACAGCAGCAGUUACUAUUGCAACAUCAUCAACAUCGACAGUUGCUUCAACAGCAGCAACAGCAGCAACAACAGCAACAGCAGUUGGUACUACAGCAGCAGAAACAGGUUGUACCAGACUACAAGCCAGAAUUACCGGAUUCCAUCAGUCCUGUUAACAAGAGUUAUAUCACUCUUUUUCGACAGAGAGAGGAAGGCUACAUGAACCUGUUACAGCAGCAAAACAGUCGUUUGGACCAGUUGUUUAGAGAAAAACUACAGGAAUCUCAUGCCCUUCAACAAUUUGCUGCUCGCAACGUACUACUGGCUAGGACUGAAAAGGAAUCGGCUAAUAGGCCUCGACUGCGAUCUUUUAUAUUCUCAGACGAAGAUCAGGAGCAUGCUGCAGAUAAUACAGUUACACUUGUUCCAAUUCGACUAGAUAUUGAUUUGGACGGCGCUAAACUACGAGAUACGUUUACUUGGAAUCUUCAAGAUGAUGUGGUAACUCCAGAACUUUUUGCAAAAAUACUGUGCGAAGAUCUGGCACUGUCUGCUGCGUUCCAGCCACUUGUAGUCAAGUCCAUCAAGGAGCAACUUCGUGAUUUUUUCCAGCAUGCUCCCAACACAUUGCUUCCCCUUGAACAUGACACUCGUGGAAACGAUGAUCAGGAUGUUGGCACCAAGGAUUUACCUGAAUUACGGACAGUCAUCAAGUUGGAUAUAACCAUUGACAAUCAAGCCAUGGUGGAUCAGUUUGAAUGGGAUAUUGGAUGCAAACGUAACAAUCCCGAGGCAUUUGCUGAACAUUUGGUCAAUGAGCUAGGACUCGCACCCGAAUUCAAAACAGCAAUAUCUCAUUCUAUAAGAGAGCAAAUGCACACGCUAUCAAAAUCGCUCCUCUUGAUUGAUCACAAAUUUGAUCUUCCACUUCCGAUCCCUUCCACUGGAAGUGGGUUGAUUGACGAUGAUGAUCUUGCCACACAUUUUCUGCCAGAAAUCAAGUCUCAAUCCGUGCUUCGUGGAUUAAAAGAACAUGGAGAGUUUGGUCCGUAUUUGAAAGUUGCUAGUGCUGCAGAUUUUGAACGUAUUGAAAAGGAAUUAGAACGAGAUUCUAGACGGAAACGGAGACAAACUCAGCGAAGCAGGCGUUUGGUGACACUUCCAGAUCGUGAAGCAACGCGAACAAAUCGUACACCUCUGCCCAAAGCGUCGCAUUCUGCUUCCAAUUCAGUCGCAAGUAAUCUAUUGGCUUCAAAUAUAGCUGCAGAGAGUGACACUGCUUUCAAUAGGCAUACUGGUGCCCCGUCUUCCGCGUCUCGUACUGGCACGGCUUUCUUUGGAUCAGGGACUUAUAUUUCAAGACGAAGAGGUUAA